AUAAAAUAAAUAAUUCCAUGUUCACUGUGCCCCUGAUCUGGCAACCUUGGCAGCUUUGCCACAGCAACCGUGACGCAAAUAUUCCGACCAAUCACUUACCUCCUCUCAAGUCUCGUUCAGAGCUCUCCUGUGUUAUCGCGUGAUCUUUGCUGAGGCCCACCGCUAUUUAUAACCGUAAACAUACAUCCAUGAUGAGUUAUUCAGAAAAGCCUGAGGAUAUUACAAAGGAGGAAUGGAUGGAUAAACUGAAUAAUGUGCACAUUCAGAGGGCGGAUAUGAACAGGCUCAUUAUGAACUAUCUAGUAACAGAGGGAUUUAAAGAGGCUGCAGAGAAGUUUCGUAUGGAAUCUGGGAUUGAGCCGAAUGUGGAUCUGGACUCUCUGGAUGAGAGGAUAAAGAUCAGGGAAAUGGUUUUGAAAGGUCAGAUCCAGGAAGCCAUAGCUCUCAUUAACAGCCUCCACCCAGAGCUCCUUGACACCAAUCGAUACCUCUACUUUCACCUUCAGCAGCAGCAUCUGAUUGAGCUCAUCCGUCUGCGGGAGACCGAGGCGGCGCUGGAGUUUGCGCAGUCACAGCUGGCCGAACAGGGAGAGGAGAGCAGGGAAUGUCUUACUGAGAUGGAGCGAACCCUGGCGCUGCUCGCCUUCGAUAACCCUGAAGAAUCGCCGUUUGGAGACCUGCUCAACAUGAUGCAGAGGCAGAAGGUGUGGAGCGAGGUGAAUCAGGCUGUUCUAGACUAUGAGAACAGGGAAUCUACUCCAAAAUUAGCAAAGCUGCUGAAGCUUUUACUGUGGGCUCAGAACGAACUGGACCAGAAAAAAGUGAAAUACUCCAGAAUGACAGACCUCAGCAAGGGCACCAUUGAGGACCCCAAGUAGAGACUGUAAUCCACAUGGACACGUUUGAAUUUUUUGCUCUAAUUUAUGAACAGUCAGUGACUGGAUAGGAAAUAUGAAUCUAUAUAUAAUGUUUUCUUUUCAUGAUGCCUCUAUAAAAAGUAACUUAAACAACAUUAUAUGAUUUUAUUUUAAACAAAAUUAUACUGAUUGAAAACUGUAAUCCUACAUUUUUAUUGUAAUCUACCAUUUACUAUGCUGGUAGCCUAUUUUCUGAAAGACAUGGAAUAUUCCUAUGGUACUGUUUUUGCUCAUUUUAUGUCUGUUAAAUAUUUUAUUUUAUGUUGUUGUUUUUGUUUUUUAUUUUUUUUUCAACCUCUUCACUGGUUUCACAUACAGUAAUAUGUCCUCAUGCUUAUAUUAGGCUGUUUUUGAGGGAAAUAUCAGCUCCUGAAUGGAAAGAAAAAGAUAUCUAUCUUUAUUACUGAUCCAACGACUUCAUUUUUUAUUUUUUUUUAUAGACGCUAAUAAUGUAAACGGUGUUGAGUUUUAGACCUUCAUUACAUAAGCUAUUGGAAUUAGAAAACAAUAACUAAAAUAUUGUCGUUACUUAAUGCCUUAUGUUUAUGAUUUUUGUCUUUCGUUUUUGUUCACAUUUUGUACUGCUUGUUUGGGAUAAAGUUGAUUUCACAGUAGGUUUUGUUUUACUGAAUCAUAUUUUUUGUAAGACAGAGUCUCCAGAUUCCACAGUGAUAAAAGAUUUAAUACAGAAUGAUGAUAAGUGAA
Puntigrus tetrazona (Sumatra barb) is the source of this 1622-nucleotide messenger RNA. RefSeq names its product GID complex subunit 8 homolog a (S. cerevisiae) (gene gid8a). Gene Ontology annotation, cellular component: nucleus; cytoplasm. The transcript is spliced from 5 exons. Gene Ontology annotation, biological process: proteasome-mediated ubiquitin-dependent protein catabolic process; positive regulation of canonical Wnt signaling pathway. Bases 189 to 878 code for a protein of 229 amino acids. Gene Ontology annotation, molecular function: protein binding. Lineage: Eukaryota; Metazoa; Chordata; Actinopteri; Cypriniformes; Cyprinidae. The record is from RefSeq and is a predicted model, not a curated record.